UAUUUUCAUAGAAAUUUUAAAAUAGUUUUCGAUUAUCGAUUAAAAAUGAUUGCUGUUAUCUGCAGUUCAUAUUGUGUAAUAUAUACUUUCUACUUCCUGAUCUGAUUACAAGUGUAAAUCAGUUGAUAGAAUUUACUGCGUGAUCAAUAGAAGUAAAUUUCUAUCGAAACUACCUUCCUCAUCCGCCGUAUCCAUCUGUCCAUGAAUACGGUACAACAGCAGUUAGCAGCUGGCAGCCGCAAUAAUGUCUGUUGUGGAUAAAAUUAAGCAUUAUCAGCGAAAUAUUGAAAAAUGCGAUGACAAUGAGGAUAGAAUACUACAUUGUAUUUCAAAGCUAUCUAAUUUGCCAGUAACGGUACAGCAUCUUCAAGAAACUGGUGUUGGACGUACUGUAAAUGCUCUAAGGAAAUACGAAGGUGGUAUAGGAGAUGCUGCUAAGGUACUUGUCGCAAAAUGGAAAGUGAUGGUGGCUAGCGAAGAAAGUAGCGACUGCGAAGAUGAAGAUGAAGCGUGUGUCCCUGAUGCACCUGAAAGUUAUAGCGACAGUCGCGAAUCUCCAAAAUCUGAAGAGUGUAUCGUAAGACAUAAAGGUGAAGAAACUGAAAAACAUUUGCAUAGGCACAAGAUGGAAAAAAGUGAAAUAUCAAAUGCUGCGCAUAGUAGUAAACAUGUAUCAAAACAAGAAUCUAAAUUAAAAUUGGAUAAAAGUCAAUCCAAAAACAAUUCUGAUGCUGCUAAAACUUCAGUAAGUGAGAUAGAAAAGCAAAAGAAACAUGAUAAAAAUAAACACAGCCAUAAGUACCAGUCAAGAAGCGAAAAAGAAUCUUUAAAGGAUAAUAAAAGUGCCUCUAAGAAAGAAGAAGUUCAUAGUUCCAAACAUCAAAAUUAUAGUAAAUCUGAUAGCUUGGAAAAAUACUCUAAUAAAUCGUCCGAUAAUAUUACUUUCUCUAAAAGCAACGAAGAUAAUCAGAAGAAACGAAAACUUGAUGGUUCGAGUAGUGGAAGAAAGGAAAGUAAACGAAGAAAAAAUUCAGAAAGUGAAAGCGACGACAGCAAAAUUUAUGUAUCGUCUACUUUUGAAAAGCAUAAUAGUAAUGCUAUAUCUAGUACAAUUAAAAUAAAAGAGGAGCCUAAAGAUAAAGAUGUAUCAGUUAAAACCGAGAUUAAGCUUGAAAAGAAAGAUCCUCAGGAAAAAUCAAAGGGAAAUUCCAGUAAACACAGAAGCGACCCAUCUUGUAGUAAGUUUAAAGACAAUGGAGAAAAACAUAAACAUAAAAAUGAACAUCAAGCACGUUGUAGUAAAGAUGAAAGUAAGAAAGCUGAAAGUUUGAAUUCCAAUAAGGAAUCUUCGGAGUCAAAGCAUAAUAGUUCCUCUAGUGAUAAGCAUCGCGAUAAAAGUAAAGAUAGAAGUAAAAAAAAAGAGUAUAAAGAUGGAAAAAGUAAACACGAAAGUAAAAGUAGUAAACAUUUAAAGCACUCCAAGCAUGGAUCAAAAGAACCAAAAGAGUUGGUAAAAAUCAAGCAAGAAAUAAAUGGGGAUGAAGGAAUUGAUUGCAAUUCUGGGGCUAGUUUUGCAGAGGCACUUGGUAUGUGCACCAUGGCUCAACCAUCUAGAAAACGUAAUAAUAAUCCGUCAAACUCUGGUUCAGCAAAAUUGGUCAAACCAGAACAAUCGACUACAAAUACUAAAAAACCAUUACCAAAAAGUGAAUCGACGAGUACUGAUCCGUUACAACCACCAUCUCUUUUAUCAUCGAAUGUAAAAUUAGAACCAUUAAGUGUGGAUUUGGCAUCUACGCUGCCCGAAAUUAGUCCCAAUUACAAACCAUUACCAUAUAUCAAUCCUAUGAAUCGUAAAGAAGAAGAUAAAGCUCUUACAGAUGUGAUUUAUGUAAAAAAUCAAAGGACAAAAGUAUAUUCUGGAAAUAAAUCUAGUUAUACAAGUGUGCCAACUCUGUUUGAAAUGUGUAUGAGAGUGCUGAUAGAAAACAUCGACGCACUUGAAUUUACUGGCGGCGUGCCUUUCGAUAUAAUAAAACCUGUUUUGGAACGUGCAACAUCAGAUCAAUUGUUUAUGUUGGAACAUUAUAAUCCCUAUUUAAUUGAAGAUACAGAUUGCUUAUGGCAGUUUCAUUGUAAUCGCGAAUUUAGAAAUAAACAAAGAGAGGAAAUGGAAUCGUGGCGUGAGAUGUAUAUGCGUUGUUUGGACGAGAGAGAAGCAAAGCUGAAAACACUCACAGCUAAUAUAAAACAAUCAAUCGACAAAUCUGUUCCUGUGAGAUCUACAAAACUUGCUUACGUGGAUAAUGUUGUAAAACCACCAAGAAACAUUCUUAAAAAACAAGCCAAAUAUGGUACUGCAAAUUCUGUACCUACUACUGCGUCCAGUUUAAAGAAAAAAUUAAUUAGCGGCGGAGGUCCUGCAGCCGCAACAAACAUUUCUGUUCCACCACCACCCAUGCCUCGUAUGAAAAUAUCAUCUGGUAACGUGAAGAAAACAAAAGCCCCUUUAAUGGCAAAAGCUCUGCAGUUAAUAAAAGGACGUUAUAAACGGUAGUUUAUAUAAAACUUAUCAAUAUACAACUACUUGAGUGUAAGUCAUACUCAUGCAUUAGGUUAUAAUUAAUUUUGCGUUUAUGCAUGAGUCGUAUCCGUAUACACUUCCGGUUACAUCGCUAUUUACAAAACCUGUAUUCUGAACAAAAAUAAGUUUACGAGGUUCGCAUGCUGCGUUAGGCAUUCCGCAUUUUACCAAAUUGAUUGUGUUAAAUUAAUCGUGUGGUGCUUUCAUAUCUACUACAUUUAAAUAUUAUAAUCAGGUUUAUAAAUUGUACAAGGAAAAGGUACACUAAUCGAAAUUUUUAAUGAUCUAUAUAGGAAUUUACAAAUUUUUUUUACAAGAUAACAAAGCAAAUACUUUUGCGGUUCUUUAUUCAAAGUGAGCAAUCAUGAGUAGUUGAUGUUUAAGUGACAAUAGCUUCAGUGCACAGAUACAGAGUGUAAUUAAAAUAUAUACAACAUGGAAUCUCUGCUUCUGUUCGUUAUGCUUAGUAAUGUUUAUUCGUGUAAAAAGUACCUAUUCAUACAAAAAUUCAAAGUUCCGUCUAUAUUGAAUUUGCUCCAUUUGUUGCUGUGAUUCAUUAAUUUCAUUAGAUUAUAAUUGUAAAUAUUUUCUUGUGGAAAGAUCUAGGAAGAUAUGUAACAGAAUAAAUAUCUUAAAAGCCGAAUAAAAUUAUAUCAAUCUCUAGUAUUAAGAGUGUAUUUUGCAUUCUAUCAUGAGUCAUAAUAAUAAAUCUAACCUCUCGAUGAUAUAAAGCAUCACAGAUUUCUCGAUUUAUGUAAAGAUGGAGUACAUUCAUAAGCAGUGAAUUAUAUAUAUAAUAAUAAUAAUGUAUUGGAAAAUUCGUUAAUUACAAAGGAAAUCAAUUAAAAUCACUAAUGAUUAGAAACACUGUAACACUGAAUUAUUUUAGAAAGUAGAAGUAAAUAACAUUCGAUACGAUUUCGAAAGGAUACAAAGAGGUAAGGUGAGAUCUGAAUCAGAGGGAUUAAAAAUAUAAUUGGCUGAAUAUCCAAGUAUAAAUAAAUCUAAAUGCUGCAUAUUAAUAUUUUUGUAAAUUUCUGUUUGAAUAGUAGACAUGAAUUAACACAUUAACUGCCGUAUCGAAUUUCGGAAGCCGGCGCUUUAAAUAGUAUUCAAUAAAAACGUUUAAAGAUGGCACAUUUGGCUCGGCAGUCUACUUGUUAAACAUUGUAUGAAAUUAAUGUUACAUUCUUCAAUCCGUGAUAUAUAUAUACACAUAUGUAUGUUUACGAGAGUUUGUAUUGAUUAUUUGUUUUUAACCUAAAACAUUGAUGUUUUAUAUAAUUCUUAUUAUAAAUAAGCUACAAUUCCGAUCAAUUGUAAUUGUCGUAAGCAUAUGAUUUAAACGAUAAUUUUAGCCAAAUUUUGAUUCAUAUUUCCGACAGAUUAUACUAGAAUGAUGUUUGUAAGUGAAUGUAUGUUAUUAAUUUUAUGUAGAAAAAAAAUAGAAUUACAUAUGUACACCCGAA
Molecule: messenger RNA, 4053 nt
Organism: Hylaeus volcanicus
Lineage: Eukaryota; Metazoa; Arthropoda; Insecta; Hymenoptera; Colletidae
Gene: EloA
Product: transcription elongation factor B polypeptide 3
Exons: 9
Coding region: 245-2557 (770 amino acids)
Biological process (GO): transcription elongation by RNA polymerase II
Cellular component (GO): elongin complex; nucleus
Source: RefSeq, a predicted model, not a curated record